UGCAACCAUGAAAUGUAUAUUUCAGCUGGUUCAUCACUGUUUUUGUUUUAAUUAUUGAGGACACGUAAAUAAAAAAUUGUGUUGAAUUUGUAAACCAAAUUUAAUAAAAAGCUAUUUAAACGAUAAGAGCAGGAUAUAUCUAAUACCAUUGAAAUUAUGUCCACCGAAAUAGAUGGAAAAAUUGUUAACCAGGCGGUCAAUGAGGCCAGUGGUUGGGAUCAAGAUGAUGAUGACAAUUGGGAUGAUUGGGGCGAUGCCGAGGAAAACUUUGAUAAUAGUGAAAUUACAAAACUAAAGGAUAUCAGCCAUAAAAAGAACGAAACAAAUACACAAAAUAAUAAUUUUAAUAAAAUACAAAAAACAAUAGUUGGAACAAAUCAAGACCCAAACAGCAAUUCUGAUAUAUCUUCAGAGCCAAAAGAUGUACAAUCUCCAAAUUCUGUAGCCUCACAAAAACAAGCUACUGGAUGGGGUGGCCUUUUUGGAGGUGUUGUUUCCGUAUUCUCUACGGCUACUGAAGGUCUCGGAAAUAUUACAUCAACAGUGAGUCAAGGCCUUAAUCAAGUAAUUGGUGUUCCCGAUCCGGAGGAGCUAGCACGCAUGCAAGCUGAUGAAAUAACCAAAUCACAGCGUGAGUCAGUAGCUCACAAUGAAAAACAAAAAAUUACAAAAGAAUGUCGUGAAAGUUACAUUCAAGAACAGCACGCAUCGACGCCAGUGUUUGGUUUGAAUAUUGUUAGUGGAGUGACAAACCUUGGCUCGAAGGUACUGAAUACUGGUUUAGAUACGCUUGAGGGCAUUGGAAAAAAAACGAUGCACAUAUUACAAGAAAACGAUCCACUGCUGAUGAAUAAAAGAAAGCUUCUUGGUUUGGAACAAGAUAAGCCGAAUUUGAGUGAGGUUCUCAAAGAGGCAAAAAAGGAUGCGGAUCAAUUAGAAAAUACAUUGAAAGAGUUGAAACUUGAAAAAUCACGGGAAAUGCUACGCUUUGACUUACUUUUUGAGAAUAAUUGUGGCUUGGUGCACUUAGAAGCAUUAGAGAUUUUAUCCAAAGAAUCGACACUUAAAUUACAAAAAUUACAAGAUGCUGUUAGUGGCAAUGCCCUUAAAGAAUUGCAAGAGACUAUUACUGAAGUCAAAGAGCUGAUGGAGUUGGAGGAGUUAGAAGGCGAAAGUGAUGGUGACUACAGUGCGAAAGAUUUGAACGCGCGUUUAAUGAGCGCCAUUGAAGACGUAGAAUUGCAAAUUAACUUCGAUGACAUUGUAAUGAAGUGGGACAAAGCACUGGAAUGGCUUCAUAUAACCCCAACUGUUGAUACCAACGAUGCUGUCCAAGAUACUUUUGCUCACGGCAUUACAGCGUUGGCUGAAACAUGUGCGCUUCAAAUAUGUAAAUUACAUAAAAUCGGCGAAUUACUAUUGGUGAAGGAUCAUCACAGUACCGCUAACGAAGUCGAUAGUAUUGUUCAGUUGUGCAAACAAUUCAAUACACACCUGAAUGGUCUCACAAAUCGUUUCGCUGCCACUUUAACGAGUUAUAAAUCAGACAUGCAGGCAGAUUUGGAAGAUGUGAAAAAGAGACGAGUAAGCACACUUUUCGCUGAAAUGUUAGUGGCGAAUCAAAAUAUAGAAAAGGCUUUUCAUCUGUUUUUACCCAUAUUGCAAAUUGGAGCUGUGUAAAAGAGCUGUUCAAUAUAGAAAAUUAAACAUUACCCUGGCGGGCUGCGAUUGCAGUUGUUACAAUAAUCUGUCUUAUCUUUUUUAUUCCUUGUAUUAAUAAAUGUGAUUUUUCUUU
Molecule: messenger RNA, 1795 nt
Organism: Ceratitis capitata (Mediterranean fruit fly)
Lineage: Eukaryota; Metazoa; Arthropoda; Insecta; Diptera; Tephritidae
Product: protein FAM114A2
Exons: 3
Coding region: 157-1680 (507 amino acids)
Source: RefSeq, a predicted model, not a curated record